AUGCAGCCCGUGCCAAGUCCCUUCAUAGCUGCAGUUCUUCCUAGAAGAGCCGCUGAAGCUACCUCAAACCCGGCUGUGGGUACCUUUGGCUCUCCGGAAGCCAUCCCGAUGCACAGCAAUGGACGAGCCCAAGACGAGCCCGAGGACGACGUGUUUGCUGAAGGCUCGAAAUUCGUGUCGCUGAACAAUGUGUCGAUCACGGGUGGUACUAAGCGCCAGACCCGUGCGAGGAAACCUAAAGAAGUGCGGAAGGGGAAGCGUUCUACUUUCGUCCGCACGGGCAAGAAAGGCCGCGCUGAUGCACUUGGUGAUGGCGGUUGUGGAGCAGACACAUACACUCAAGAGAAUGGUCAACAUGCACAUAACGCCUCCUUUCCAGCUGCAGCCGCCACUAUCACUCCCUCCUCCGCCUAUGUCAACGCAGCGGCGGCGACUCAUCAGCUCGCCGCCACUCAGUCAGUCCCUGGCCUGCCCUCAGCCUCUGCCUCCCUUUCAGCUGCAGCCGCCACUAUCACUCCCUCCUCCGCCUAUGUCAGCGCAGCGGCGGCGACUCAUCAGCUCGCCGCCACUCAGUCAGUCCCUGGCCUGCCCUCCGCCUCUGCCUCCCUUUCAGCCGCAGCCGCCACUAUCUCUCCCUCCUCUGCCUAUGUCAUCGCGGCGACUCAUCAGCUCGCCGCCUCUCACACAAUCCCUGGCCUGCCCUCCGCCUCUGCCUCCCCUUCAGCUGCACCCGCCACUAUCUCUCCCUCCUCCGCCUUUGUCACCGCAGCGGCGACUUAUCAGCUCGCCGCAUCUCACUCAGGUCAGCCUGGCUCCGGCCUCAUCCCACAAGCCUCUGCACCCCCUGCUGCCGCUGUGGCGCCCCCUACUGCACAAUUGCAGCCGUCUGGACUCCCAUGGGCACUCCGUGUGCGCAAACAGAAGUCCGCUCUCCCAGACCCUGGACCAUCACAUGUGGAGGCCGGGCCGCUUUUAGCCGUGCUGUGGCAAAGGCACACAUCAGACGACAGGCCAUCGACUGCUCUGCAAUGUCGCCACGGCAACACGGGUGGUACAAUUAACGUCAUCACGGCGUUAGAUGCUUUCCCGGAUGUGAACGGGGACCUUAAGGACCACGUGGAUGAGGCUCUUGAUAUCAUGUUUUUUGACACCCCAGUCACUGAUUUCACAAUGUGGCCUAGUACCGAACGCCUAGAGGCGGCCCUGCGCAAGGCCCUAGGCCUCAAUGAGCCGGAAGAGCAUUUUAUAGUGCGUAUGGUUCUGAAAGCUGACAAGUACAGGAACGGCUACAUUCGUGACAUGAUUCAAGCGUAUCGCAACGACGCAUUGACGGAUGGGCGCAAUUGGGUGUACGACGACUUCGACUUGUACGUGCGACGGCCAAGGCUCGGUGGGAAGAAAGUAGGCACCCUCACGACAGUGCUGUUCUUGGACCAGUACGUUGAAAUGUACCCUCUUUCCCUCCCUGUUUUCCCCUCCCCACCCCAGCAGCAAGCAAUGCCAGCCAAGGCAGAGCCCAACAGUCCCCAGUGUACCCUCUUUCCCUCCCUGUUUUCCCCUCCCCACCCCAGCAGCAAGCAAGGCCAGCCAAGGCAGAGCCCAACAGUCCCCAGUGUACCCUCUUUCCCUCCCUGUUUUCCCCUCCCCACCCCAGCAGCAAGCAAGGCCAGCCAAGGCAGAGCCCAACAGUCCCCAGUGUACCCUCUUUCCCUCCCUGUUUUCCCCUCCCCACCCCAGCAGCAAGCAAGGCCAGCCAAGGCAGAGCCCAACAGUCCCCAGUGUACCAUCUUUCCCUCCCUGUUUUCCCCUCCCCACCCUAGCGGCAAGCAAGGCCAGCCAAGGCAGAGCCCAACAGUCCCCAGUGUACCCUCUUUCCCUCCCUGUUUUCCCCUCCCCACCCCAGCAGCAAGCAAAGCCAGCCAAGGCAGAGCCCAACAGUCCCCAGUGUACCAUCUUUCCCUCCCUGUUUUCCCCUCCCCACCCCAGCAGCAAGCAAGGCCAGCCAAGACAGAGCCCAACAGUCCCCAGUGUACCCUCUUUCCCUCCCUGUUUUCCCCUCCCCCCCCAGCAGCAAGCAAAGCCAGCCAAGGCAGAGCCCAACAGUCCCCAGUGUACCCUAUUUCCCUCCCUGCUUUCCCCUCCCCACCCCAGCAGCAAGAAAGGCAGCCAAGGCAGAGCCCAACAGUCCCCAGUGUACCCUCUUUCCCUCCCUGUUUUCCCCUCCCCACCCCAGCAGCAAGCAAGGCCAGCCAAGGCAGAGCCCAACAGUCCCCAUUGUACCCUCUUUCCCUCCCUGUUUUCCCCUCCCCACCCCAGCAGCAAGCAAGGCCAGCCAAGGCAGAGCCCAACAGUCCCCAGUGUACCCUCUUUCACUCCCUGUUUUUCCCCUCCCCACCCCAGCAGCAAGCAAAGCCAGCCAAGGCAGGGCCCAACAGUCACCAGUGUACCCUCUUUCCCUCCCUGUUUUCCCCUCCCCACCCCAGCAGCAAGCAAGGCCAGCCAAGGCAGAGCCCAACAGUCCCCCAUUGUACCCUCUUUCCCUCCCUGUUUUCCCCUCCCCACCCCAGCAGCAAGCAAGGCCAGCCAAGGCAGAGCCCAACAGUCCCCAGUGUACCCUAUUUCACUCCCUUUUUUUCCCUCCCCACCCCAGCAGCAAGCAAAGUCAGCCAAGGCAGAGCCCAACAGUCCCCAGUGUACCCUCUUUCCCUCCCUGUUUUUCCCCUCCCCACCCCAACAGCAAGCAAGGCCAGCCAAGGGAGAGCCCAACAGUCCCCAUUGUACCCUCUUUCCCUCCCUGUUUUCCCCUCCCCACCCCAGCAGCAAGCAAGGCCAGCCAAGGCAGAGCCCAACAGUCCCCAGUGUACCCUCUUUCACUCCCUGUUUUCCCCUCCCCACCCCAGCAGCAAGCAACGCCAGCCAAUGCAGAGCCCCAACAGUCCCCCAGUGUACCCUCUUUCCCUCCGUGUUUUCCCCUCCCCACCCCAGCAGCAAGCAAGGCCAGCCAAGGCAGAGCCCAACAGUCCCCUGUGUACCCUCUUUCCCUCCCUGUUUUCCCCUCCCCACCCCAGCAGCAAGCAAAGCCAGCCAAUGCAGAGCCCAACAGUCCCCAGUGUACCCUCUUUCCCUCCCUGUUUUCCCCUCCCCACCCCAGCAGCAAGCAAGGCCAGCCAAGGCAGAGCCCAACAGUCCCAGUGUACCCUCUUUCCCUCCCUGUUUUCUCCUCCCCACCCCAGCAGCAAGCAAGGCCAGCCAAGGCAGAGCCCAACAGUCCCCAUUGUACCCUCUUUCCCUCCCUGUUUUCCCCUCCCCACCCCAGCAGCAAGCAAGGCCCAGCUCAGCAGAGCCCAACAGUCCCCAGUGUACCCUCUUUCCCUCCCUGUUUUCCCCUCCCCACCCCAGCAGCAAGCAAAGCCAGCAAAAUGCAGAGCCCAACAGUCCCCCAGUGUACCCUCUUUCCCUCCCUGCUUUCCCCUCCCCACCCCAGCAGCAAGCAAGGCCAGCCAAGGCAGAGCCCAACAGUCCCCAGUGUACCCUCUUUCCCUCCCUGUUUUCCCCUCCCCACCCCAGCAGCAAGCAAGGCCAGCCAAGGCAGAGCCCAACAGUCCCCAGUGUACCCUCUUUCCCUCCCUGGUUUCCCCUCCCCACCCCAGCAGCAAGCAAGGCCAGCCAAGGCAGAGCCCAACAGUCCCCAGUGUACCCUCUUUUCCCUCCCUGUUUUCCCCUCCCCACCCCAGCAGCAAGCAAGGCCAGCCAAGGCAGAGCCCAACAGUCCCCAGUGUACCCUCUUUCCCUCCCUCUUUUCCCUCCCCACCCCAGCAGCAAGCAAAGCCAGCAAAAGGCAGAGCCCAACAGUCCCCAGUGUACCCUCUUUCCCUCCCUGUUUUCCCCUCCCCACCCCAGCAGCAAGCAAUGCCAGCCAAGGCAGAGCCCAACAGUCCCCAGUGUACCCUCUUUCCCUCCCUGGUUUCCCCUCCCCACCCCAGCAGCAAGCAAGGCCAGCCAAGGCAGAGCCCAACAGUCCCCAGUGUACCCUCUUUCCUCCCUGUUUUCCCUCCCCACCCCAGCAGCAAGCAAGCCAGCCAAGGCAGAGCCCAACAGUCACCAGUGUACCCUCUUUCCCUCCCUGUUUUCCCCUCCCCACCCCAGCAGCAAGCAAGGCCAGCCAAGGCAGAGCCCACAGUCCCCAGUGUACCCUCUUUCCCUCCCUGUUUUCCCCUCCCCACCCCAGCAGCAAGCAAGGCCAGCCAAGGCAGAGCCCAACAGUCCCCAGUGUACCCUCUUUCCCUCCCUGUUUUCCCCUCCCCACCCCAGCAGCAAGCAAAGCCAGCCAAGGCAGAGCCCAACAGUCCCCAGUGUACCCUCUUUCCCUCCCUGUUUUCCCCUCCCCCACCCAGCAGCAAGCAAGGCCAGCCAAGGCAGAGCCCAACAGUCCCCAUUGUACCCUCUUUCCCUCCCUGUUUUCCCUCCCCACCCCAGCAGCAAGCAACGCCAGCCAAGGCAGAGCCCAACAGUCCCCAGUGUACCCUCUUUCCCUCCCUGUUUUCCCCUCCCCACCCCAGCAGCAAGCAAAGCCAGCCAAGGCAGAGCCCAACAGUCCCCAGUGUACCCUCUUUCCCUCCCUGUUUUCCCCUCCCCACCCCAGCAGCAAGCAAGGCCAGCCAAGGCAGAGCCCAACAGUCCCCAGUGUACCCUCUUUCCCUCCCUGUUUUCCCCUCCCCACCCCAGCAGCAAGCAAGGCCAGCCAAGGCAGAGCCCAACAGUCCCCAGUGUACCCUCUUUCCCUCCCUGUUUUCCCUCCCCACCCCAGCAGCAAGCAAGGCCAGCCAAGGCAGAGCCCAACAGUCCCCAGUGUACCCUCUUUCCCUCCCUGUUUUCCCCUCCCCACCCCAGCAGCAAGCAAGGCCAGCCAAGGCAGAGCCCAACAGUCCCCAGUGUACCCUCUUUCCCUCCCUGUUUUCCCCUCCCCACCCCAGCAGCAAGCAAAGCCAGCCAAGGCAGAGCCCAACAGUCCCCAGUGUACCCUCUUUCCCUCCCUGUUUUCCCCUCCCCACCCCAGCAGCAAGCAAGGCCAGCCAAGGCAGAGCCCAACAGUCCCCAGUGUACCCUCUUUCCCUCCCUGUUUUCCCCUCCCCACCCCAGCAGCAAGCAAGGCCAGCCAAGGCAGAGCCCAACAGUCCCCAGUGUACCCUCUUUCCCUCCCUGUUUCCCCUCCCCACCCCAGCAGCAAGCAAGGCCAGCCAAGGCAGAGCCCAACAGUCCCCAGUGUACCCUCUUUCCCUCCCUGUUUUCCCCUCCCCACCCCAGCAGCAAGCAAGGCCAGCCAAGGCAGAGCCCAACAGUCCCCAGUGUACCCUCUUUCCCUCCCUGUUUUCCCUCCCCACCCCAGCAGCAAGCAAGGCCAGCAAGGCAGAGCCCAACAGUCCCCAGUGUACCCUCUUUCCCUCCCUGUUUUCCCCUCCCCACCCCAGCAGCAAGCAAGCCAGCCAAGGCAGAGCCCAACAGUCCCCAGUGUACCCUCUUUCCCUCCCUGUUUUCCCCCCCACCCAGCAGCAAGCAAGGCCAGCCAAGGCAGAGCCCAACAGUCCCCAUUGUACCCUCUUUCCCUCCCUGUUUUCCCUCCCCACCCCAGCAGCAAGCAAGGCCAGCCAAGGCAGAGCCCAACAGUCCCCAGUGUACCCUCUUUCCCUCCCUGUUUUCCCUCCCCACCCCAGCAGCAAGCAAGCCAGCCAAGGCAGAGCCCAACAGUCCCCAGUGUACCCUCUUUCCCUCCCUGUUUUCCCCUCCCCACCCCAGCAGCAAGCAAGGCCAGCCAAGGCAGAGCCCAACAGUCCCCAGUGUACCCUCUUUCCCUCCCUGUUUUCCCCUCCCCACCCCAGCAGCAAGCAAAGCCAGCCAAGGCAGAGCCCAACAGUCCCAGUGUACCCUCUUUCACUCCCUGUUUCCCCCCCCACCCCAGCAGCAAGCAAGGCCAGCCAAUGCAGAGCCCAACAGUCCCCAGUGUACCCUCUUUCCCUCCGUGUUUUCCCCUCCCCACCCCAGCAGCAAGCAAGGCCAGCCAAGGCAGAGCCCAACAGUCCCAGUGUACCCUCUUUCCUCCCUGUUUCCCUCCCCACCCCAGCAGCAAGCAAAGCCAGCAAGGCAGAGCCCAACAGUCCCCAGUGUACCCUCUUUCCCUCCCUGUUUUCCCUCCCCACCCCAGCAGCAAGCAAGGCCAGCCAAGGCAGAGCCCAACAGUCCCCAGUGUACCCUCUUUCCCUCCCUGUUUUCUCCUCCCCACCCCAGCAGCAAGCAAGGCAGCACAAGGCAGAGCCCAACAGUCCCCAGUGUACCCUCUUCCCUCCCUGUUUUCCCCUCCCCACCCCAGCAGCAAGCAAGGCCAGCCAGGCAGAGCCCAACAGUCCCCAGUGUACCCUCUUUCCCUCCCUGUUUUCCCCUCCCCCCCCAGCAGCAAGCAAGGCCAGCCAAGGCAGAGCCCAACAGUCCCCAGUGUACCCUCUUUCCCUCCCUGUUUUCCCCUCCCCACCCCAGCAGCAAGCAAGGCCAGCCAAGGCAGAGCCAACAGUCCCCAGUGUACCCUCUUUCCCUCCCUGGUUUCCCUCCCCACCCAGCAGCAAGCAGGCCAGCCAAGGCAGAGCCCAACAGUCCCCAGUGUACCCUCUUUCCCUCCUGUUUCCCCUCCCCACCCCAGCAGCAAGCAAG
Messenger RNA from Closterium sp. NIES-65, 6699 nucleotides. NCBI's taxonomy places the organism in Eukaryota, Viridiplantae, Streptophyta, Zygnematophyceae, Desmidiales, Closteriaceae. The record is from the annotation of a GenBank genome assembly.